This is a messenger RNA of Piliocolobus tephrosceles (Ugandan red Colobus), 750 nucleotides long. RefSeq names its product phosphatidylinositol 3,4,5-trisphosphate 3-phosphatase TPTE2-like. Gene Ontology annotation, cellular component: cytosol. The transcript has 8 exons. The record is from RefSeq and is a predicted model, not a curated record. Lineage: Eukaryota; Metazoa; Chordata; Mammalia; Primates; Cercopithecidae. Gene Ontology annotation, biological process: dephosphorylation. The coding region runs from base 50 to 643 and encodes 197 amino acids. Gene Ontology annotation, molecular function: phosphatidylinositol-3,4,5-trisphosphate 3-phosphatase activity.
CUUGUCUCCGCUUUUGCAGAGAUCAGGCAACAGAGGAAGAACUGGAACUAUGGUUUGUGCCUGCCUGAUUGCCACUGAAAUAUUUUUAACUGCAGAGGAAAGCUUGUACUAUUUUGGAGAACGGCGAACAAAUAAAACCAGUGGCACUAAAUAUCAGGGAGUAGAGACUCCUUCUCAGAAUAGAUAUGUUGGAUAUUUUGCACAAGUGAAACAUAGCUACAACUGGAAUCUCCCUCCAAGAAAGACACUGUUUAUAAAAAGAUUCGUUAUUUAUUCGAUUCGUGGUGUUGGAACAGGCGAUGGAUAUGAUCUAAAAGUCCAAAUAGUAAUGAAGAAAAAGAUCGUCUUUUCCUGUACUUCCUUAAACAAUUGUCGGGUAUUUCAUGACACUGAAACAGACAGGGUAAUAAUUGAUGUGUUCAACUGUCCACCUCUGUAUGAUGAUGUGAAAGUGCAAGUUUCCUCUUCGGAUUUUCCUAAAUACUAUCACAACUACCCUUUUUUCUUCUGGUUUAACACAUCUUUAAUACAAAAUAACAGGCUUUAUCUACAAAGAAAUGAAUUGGAUAAUCUUCAUAAACCAAAAACAUGGAAAAUGUAUCAACCACAAUAUGCAGUGGAGACAUAUUUUGAUGAGAAAUGACUUAGUUACUUUGUAACUGGUAGCUGAUUAAGUAUAGUUCCCCACACCCCUUCUGGGAAAGAAUUAUGUUCUUUCCAACCCUGCCACAUAGUUAUAUGUUCUUCCUU